Thunnus maccoyii (southern bluefin tuna) is the source of this 1295-nucleotide messenger RNA. RefSeq names its product RLA class II histocompatibility antigen, DP alpha-1 chain-like. Gene Ontology annotation, molecular function: MHC class II protein complex binding. The record is from RefSeq and is a predicted model, not a curated record. Gene Ontology annotation, biological process: immunoglobulin production involved in immunoglobulin-mediated immune response; immune response; peptide antigen assembly with MHC class II protein complex. Gene Ontology annotation, cellular component: MHC class II protein complex; membrane. The transcript has 4 exons. NCBI's taxonomy places the organism in Eukaryota, Metazoa, Chordata, Actinopteri, Scombriformes, Scombridae. The coding region runs from base 147 to 872 and encodes 241 amino acids.
UGCAGCUGUCUGAGUCUACCUGGUCACUGAUGACAUCACAUGAUCUCUGCUCUGUGAUUGGCUGAGCUGUGUGUAAGAGCUCAGCUGCUGCUGACUUUCUGUCAGUCGCUCAGAGUCUGUCAGAGAGUUUCAGAGAGUUUCAGCUGAUGAAGAUGAAGGUGAUGAAGGUUAUGAAGGUGUGGGAGCUGCUCCUCAUCCUCUCCUGUGUCUCAGCAGACAUUCUACAUGAAGAUCUUUUUAUCAACGGCUGUUCAGACUCUGAUGGAGAGGAGAUGUAUGGAAUGGAGGGUAAUGAGAAGUGGUACGCAGACUUCAAAAACCAGAGAGGAGUUGAUGCUCUGCCCGACUUUGCAGGUCAUCCAAGCUUCCCAGGACAUUAUGAAAAUGCUGUGACUAAUCAACAGAUCUGCAAAUCAAACCUGGAGAAGACUCGUAAUGCUGUGAAGGACAUCUCACCAGAACUCGAUCCUCCUUCUAGUCCCAUCAUCUACAAAAGGGACAAUGUGGAGCUGGGAGUCCAGAACACGCUGAUCUGUCAUGUGACUGGUUUCUUCCCUGCUCCUGUUAAAGUCUACUGGACCAAGAACGGAGACAACGUGACUGAAGGAACCAGCAUCAAUGUUCCCUUCCCCAACAAAGACGGUUCCUUCAGCCAGAUCUCCAGACUGGAGUUCAUCCCUCAGCAGGGAGACAUCUACAGCUGUAGAGUGACUCACCCAGCACUGACCCAACCACUGACCAGGUUCUGGGAUGUGGAGGUGAAGCAGCCAGGUGUUGGACCUGCAGUGUUUUGUGGACUGGGUCUGACUGUCGGUCUGCUCGGUGUGGCAGCUGGAACCUUCUUCCUCAUCAAAGGAAAUGAGUGCAGCUGAUUGGCUGGGGCUGAUGAUGUCAUGUAAACCAGUUGUUAGCAUUGCUGUGCAUCUCAUGUGUAAAUCAGCUUUAAGACUUAUGGUGUGUAAAAGAUUUUACUUUUAAAUCAGUUUUGUAAAUCUUUUUCUAUGAAAUGUAGUCUGUGUUUUUUAGUGAUUUGCAGGUGAAAAAAAAGCUGUUUGUUAAAACUGGGACCAAAAUACUUUAAUAACUCAUAGAUUUUGUUAUAAGUUCAGCCUGUAUAAUAACUGCUUCAACAUCAUUUUGAUAACUGAUAUACUGCUGCAUCCUGUAUAGUUAAAAAGCUGUUGAAACAGUUAUACAGGCUGAACCUCUACUUUCUGUGUGAUGUUUGCUGUAUCAAUACUGUUGGUAUGACACUUAAAUUUCCCUUUGAGUUAAUAAAGUAUUUCUUAUUCUUA